Molecule: messenger RNA, 441 nt
Organism: Leptosia nina
Lineage: Eukaryota; Metazoa; Arthropoda; Insecta; Lepidoptera; Pieridae
Source: the annotation of a GenBank genome assembly
AUGUUUUUCACAGCAACAAAGGAGCCAGUAAAGGAUGCUGCACAGAAUACAUCGCAUACGGUGCCCUUGAACGACCUUCAACCGACGACAUCUUGGGAUUUGAAGCGAGAUAUGAAAUCUCUAUGGGUUUAUAGACCACCAUCUCUGCAGGCACAGGAUCAAGAAAGCGUUUUUCAGCAAGCUGUGUUCAAGGCACCACACCUACUCACGAGACUGGCUAAGCCCUUCAACUUUAGAAUUGACCCUUAUUUUAGCAAGGACCACUUUGAGCCCUUCGAGAGGAGGGGGAAACCGGUUACACUCGUGGCUUUCAGAAGGAACGCCCUGAUGCCACGCAGAACUGUCGAACGAAGUGUGUCAGCCGAAAUUGCCGAAUUACAAUCACCCUACAACGAAAUCGGAAGUCUAUGGCGAGAAGAGCCAGAUGUAUUUAAUGUUUAA